This is a messenger RNA of Clonostachys rhizophaga, 5820 nucleotides long. The record is from the annotation of a GenBank genome assembly. NCBI's taxonomy places the organism in Eukaryota, Fungi, Ascomycota, Sordariomycetes, Hypocreales, Bionectriaceae.
AUGGCUACCUCAUUCGCCCCCGACAACCGGCCGAAUCUCCCUGCGCCAGAGGGCUCCAACGAGUACGAUCCUUUCACGACAGGAAAUUCCACGACCGCGCAUCAUCGCUACUCCAACAAUUUCGACAAUGGACUCUUUGCUUCCAGUCCCGGGUCUUCCCCGCGACAGGCCAAGCGAGCUUUGGAGGCGCACCUGGCCGAGACGGAUCGACGCCUUGACGAAGCUGGUAAAUUGGGCACCGCCCUGGUGUCGCAGCGAAAAGCUCUCGCCGAGCAGUUGCAGGAAGUAGAGAAGCUCGAAGCAGAGGGAGAACUCAACCCAGAACUGCGCCAGAAGUUGGUGGAAAUCGAGAAGGAGUACAAUGAUUUGGCACGCGAGUCUGCCCGGGCCUUCCUGCCCAAGCAGAGAGUACCGAGUAACGAGGCCAACCCUGGAUCUCCCUUCCCUGGGGCCAGGAACGGUAGGCGGUCUGUCAGUCCGUCGAAAUUCGAAAGUCAGGCCACCGGGUCUCCAACCAAGUUGAGCGUCCCGAAUAGAAAAAUCAGGAACCAACCAGCGAACCGGGUACACGACAUCGAAUUUGCUGCCGAAAUCAGCACGUCGUUGAUCGGACAGGUGCGAAACCUGCAAGCUCUCUUGGCCGAACGCGAUGAAGAGGUUCGAGAUUUGAAGACCGACAAGUCCGCCCUUGAGAUCGAAUCCGAGAGCCUUCACCAGCGUCUCAAGACGCUCGACGAAAGUGAGCACCGAUACAAAGAAGAGAACUGGAACCUCGAGACCAGGCUCCAGGAGAUGUCGUCGCAGCAACGUGAUGCGUCCGACCGAGAGAAGAAGCUGCAGCAGAGCCUCAGCGCAUCCAACACAGAGAAGGUCGCCGCACAAAAGGAGUUGGAUGAGGCUAGGCUGUCGCAUGCCAAGCUUCUCGAGGAGCACACUGCAUCUGUCAAGCACCACGACAUCGAGCUCGGCACAGUAAAGAGGAACAUGGUCAUGGCCGACAGCGAGAGGACAACCAUGCAGCGCAAGAUUGAUGAUCUGAUGCAUCAGAACCAAGAACUCGCCAAGGCCUUUUCCGUACAGCGUGGCAAGAUUGCUGAGCGAGACUCGCUCUCUGGGCCGAGUGAAGAUGACUUCGAAUCUGCUGCAGACAACCUCACACCUGAGCAUUCUCCUCCUGCUUCCCCCAUCAAAGGCACUCCUCGUCACUCAAUGCUCGAGACUGAGACCCUCAAGUCUUCUCUGCACCAUGCGCACAGGACUAUCCAGAGUCAGCGCAGCCAGAUCCACCGCGAAAAGACAGAGAAGGUUGAGCUUCGACGCAUCAUUCAGGACCUUCGAGACGAUCUGGAGCGAGUUAGAACAGACUCUGGAUCUUCAACGUCGCAACACCGGAAGAGCCGCAAACUCGACCCUAGAGAUUCUAAGAGGUACUCCCGCCUGCUCGGAAGCCACCGCUCCAGUCAGAAAGAGAUCAUUCUUAGCGAAGAAGAGCCCGAUUGGGAAGACCACGACGAUCAUUCGCCACAGGCAUCUUCGACUGUCACUGGUGGCUCUUCUCCCCUUGCUCAUAGACAGGGUACUGGGUUGGGCAACGUCUCCGAGGAGUUCGAUACUGCCAACGAAGCCAGCGAAUCAGCAUUUGAGACCGCAAACGAGCGUGCUGGCACCGAGACUGACGACUUCCAAACCGGUAAUGAAGCCUUCUCCGGAAGCGACGCUGACGAUACCGAGACGGAAACAACAUCCCGAGGCUUUGGUAGAAUGAAACGACCUCCCCCUCUGCCAGCAGGUCUCUCGAGGCAUGCUGGCCCCGAUCCUUUCGACAGUACAGCGUCGACAUCGGGUGACGAGCUUCCCCAAGUCAGGACGCCGACUGAGCCUCUCCCGCCUAGAGGACGAUUUAGACUUAGCCGUGGCCUAGGCCGGAGCUCGCGCCAGGGUAGCGAAGAGCCUUCCUUUAAGAGCAGCCCUGCUGCAAGCUUCACUGGCAGCAGCUCAGCAACCCCUCAAGGCAUUCAUCAAAGCUUGUUCGCUGAGUUGCAAGAUUUCGCCGGAAGUGACGAGGAUUCUAUUAAUGGUACGCCCAGUAGGAAUGUCCGUGCCUUCACUCCUGGCUCAAUUCGUCUUCAAGAAUCACUGGCUCCUGCAGCUCCUGUUGUGCCCAAGCCGGUCAUGGUUGAUAGCGGAGUUAUGACAGAUCCUAUCGAUCUCAAGGAGCUGUCGCCUGCUCCUUUGCCGUUUGAUCAACACUCGGACCGUCCUAUGUCCGUGGUUUCGGCCUUCCAUGCACCACUGGGCAACCGCCGCCUCUCUCAGGUGUCGUCUCGAGACUUUGAUGCCCACUCGCUAAGGCCUGUCUCUUCGGGUUCGUUCAGCCAACAUAGUGAAGCCGAUAUUGACCCUAGGCUAUCUCAAUUCCCGGCCCCUCCGAGUGUGAUUGUGCUAGCACCUGAACUAGCUCUAUCUUCUGUUCACUCAGAGAGCGUCGAGCCGGUAGAGGAACCCAUCGUCAUUCCUUCCUUGGGCCUGACUUCGAUCACUGUCGAAGCACUGGAGCCAGUCGAGGAAGUUGUGACGCUACCUUCGCUGUCGAUCUCUUCCAUUGGGGCGGAACACUUGGAGCCCGUUCCAGAGCUUCCCCCAGCUCUUUCUUGGACCGCUAUCAGCACGCAAAACCUGGAACCUGUCGCAGAGCUUCCUCCAUCAUUGUCUCUGUCUUCAAUUGGGGCAGAGCAGCUGGAUCCUGUGCCCGAGGCACCACCUGUCCUCUCAUGGUCCUCCGUCGAGUCGGAGCAUGUGGAACCUGUCAUGGAGAUUCCACCUACCUUGACACUGUCAUCGAUUGGUGCCGAGAACCUGGAACCAAUUGCAGAGCCUGAACCAAAGCCUCUUGCCCUGGCUUUGUCCUCAAUAUCUGCGGAGCACUUGGCGCCCAUCGCCGAGCCCGAGCCCGAGCCUUUGGCCUUGGCGCUGUCUACAAUUUCUGCUGAGCAUCUAGAGCCAAUUGCAGAGCCCGAGCCGGCGCCUCUGGCGUUGUCUCUGUCCUCCAUCUCAACAGAACAUUCAGAGCCAGGACCUGAGCCCGAGGUCCCAGUGCUGUCAAUGUCCAGUAUUUCCCGCGAGCAUUCGCCUCCCAGAGAAGUACCAGAGCCUGCUCCUCCGGCUCUGUCUAUGACGGCAAUUUCACGGGAAGUCGUUGAGCCUAUCAGUCCCGUCGAGGUCGUGGCUCCAGUGCCGGUGCUUGCCCUGUCGAGCAUCGCCUCCGAGUUUACUCAACCCAUCUCGCCAGUCGAAGCGGCGCCUAGGGUGGAAUUUAUCGUCCCCCCACCUCCUCAACUGAGCAUGUCCUCACUCAUCUCAGAGAACUUGGAGCCUAUUGUUGAGCCCCCGGUUAUUGCUCUUCCUCCGUCACUGAUCAUGUCCUCUAUCGCCACGGAGAAUGUUGAGCCCGUCAUCGAACCCCCUGUGGUUGUUCCCACACCAUCAUUGGUCAUCUCCUCCAUCGCAACGGAGAAUGUGGAACCCGUGAUUGAGCCACCCGUCGUUAUUCCUCCGCCAUCGUUGAUCAUGUCCUCUAUCUCAACCGAAGAUGUGGAACCUGUCAUUGUUCCUCAACCAUCCCUGAUCAUCUCUUCAAUCUCUACUGAGCACGUGGAGCCCGUCAUCGAACCUCCCGUCCCUCCACCAAGCCUCAUCAUGACCUCCAUUUCUACACAGAACAUUGAGCCAAUUGCCGAGCCUGAAGUGAUUGUACCUCGGCCCUCUCUUAUAAUGUCAUCUAUCUCAACAGAGCAUGUUGAGCCUUUGAUUGAAGAGCCCAAGGAAGUGCCAUCUCUCACUCUCUCAAAUGUCACUAUGGAAGACGUCGAACCCGUUUCCGAACCAGAAGUCCCUGUUCCAGAAUGGAAGCUGUCCUCAAUUUCCGCCGAGAAUAUCUCUCCAAUCAACGAACCUGUUCCUGCGCUCGUUUUCUCGUCUAUCGGUUCGGAGGCCAUUGAACCUCCUACCCCAGUGGACGAGAGCGCUGAUCAUUCUGCAUGGCGCUCUCUCGUUCUCCCUGUUGCUGCGGGGGCAUUUGGCAAGACACACUCUUCACUCAAGGCGUCUGAUGACCGAGCUCUCAACUCUUUGAGCACUGGGAAAUCGAAGGAUGUACCAGUAAUUAUUGCCGAGGACGAGACAAGUCAGUCGCUCGAGACGGCCGGACUCACCAACAAUGCCAACGCUGCUCGGCCUCCUCUAGAAGAGAUCUCAGCAAACAAGAAACCGGCCAUGUCCACCAGCGAUAAUGGCGCUCAAACCUCGCUUACCGCUGAUGCUAUCGAUCAACUCUUCCAAUCAAAUCCCCGUCGCAACCACGUCAAGAAUCUGUCCAUCCCCAGCGUUGGUACACCAGACACCACGGGUACAGUAAGAAUCACUCGAUCAGACGACUACACCGGCAGCCCAAUCGCCGCCCGAGGACGCAAGUUCGACGACUCAUUCUUGGAAUCUCUUUCUACCCGCCGACCUGGAAGUGCCACAAGUGGACGAGGGUCUGUGUUUGAUGCUCCCCCCCUGCCAGAAAAUCAUCGCGAGGUCAUCGAGGCUGUUAGGAACGGAUCGAUUGCCUCUCAAGGCAGCAUGGGACCUCCUCUGUGGCCCGCAUCUGCGACAAAACAACGACCGCAAACCCCUAGCCUGCACAGGCCUGAGUCAUCCCACUCUGUUCUCGUUGGAGGUUCACCGCGAACGAUUCGUGCCUCUCAGACACAGAGGAAGAGUGAUGUCCAUACUCCAAUUAGGACUCUGUCUCGAUCUGGACACUCGUCUGUCUCGUCUUUUGCCUCAGAAAUGGACACUCGUUUCAAUAUUCGCCAUGGCGAGCUGGACCCUACCGGCCUCGGACCCAACACGGAUCCACGCAUGAUUCAGGCCAUUACCCAGACAAUGAUUGGUGAAUAUCUCUGGAAAUACACAAGGAAGACGGGCCGUGGCGAAAUGUCGGAGAAGCGCCACCGACGCUACUUUUGGGUUCACCCAUACACACGAACUUUGUAUUGGAGUGAUCAUGACCCAUCAAGUUCAGGUCGUCAGGAGCACCGAGCCAAGAGUGUGCCAAUUGAAGCAGUGAGAGUUGUCACUGACGAUAACCCAAUGCCACCCGGACUUCAUCGCAAGAGUAUUGUCAUUAUCUCCCCCGGCCGCACCAUCAAGUUUACCUGCACUACAGGCCAGAGGCACGAGACCUGGUUCAACGCAUUAUCCUACCUGCUGUUGCGCACUAAUGGCGACGGUCACAAUGACGCUGAGGAGAUGGUGGGCAACAUUACCCGCAGCGAUGUGGAUGAAUUCAACCCUCAGCCUGGGCAGCAGCCGGAGAGUGGUACCCGCAGACGCCCUCCUCCCUCGCUGUCGUCGUACAACUCCAGGGCAACCCGGUCCCAGUCCCCCACGAUCGAUCCUUCGUCAAUGGCCAUUCCCACGCUGACACCCAAGAACAACCAGCGCCCCUCGGCUGGCACGCUUAGCAAGUUCAGCGGGUACUUCAGGCCUGGAAAUUCCAGGUUCUCUAGCAUGCGUGGGCGUGGAUCUAGCGCUCAGAAUGUGAGCAUAUACGAGGCUAGCGAGGUUCACGAUAGUGCCGAGGAUCUUAGAGAGAUGAUCGAGCGACAAGAUAGGGAAUCUGACCGUUUAGAGAACGUCAGAGCUUGCUGCGAUGGCAAGCACGACGUUGGCACACUGCACCGCAGGACUAAGAAGUCGGGUGCUCACACGCACUCGCACCCAGGACCCUCUACGACCACUGCCCAAACCUCGACGUUGCGCUCACGAGCCUAG